This is a messenger RNA of Cricetulus griseus (Chinese hamster), 1662 nucleotides long. NCBI's taxonomy places the organism in Eukaryota, Metazoa, Chordata, Mammalia, Rodentia, Cricetidae. The record is from RefSeq and is a predicted model, not a curated record.
AUGGCGAACCCUGAGGUGGCUGGAAACAGCUGCAGCUCCCACCAGGAUGAAAGUCCCUGUGCUUUCCACCAGAGCUCAUCCCCCAGCGAGGAUCUUCUCUUAGAAGACCAGAUGAGGCGGAAACUCAAAUUCUUCUUUAUGAAUCCUUGUGAGAAGUUCUGGGCUCGGGGUAGGAAGCCAUGGAAACUUGCCAUACAAAUUCUGAAAAUCGCAAUGGUGACUGCCCAGCUGGUCCUGUUUGGACUAAGUAACCAGAUGGUAGUAGCUUUCAAGGAAGAGAACACUAUAGCCUUCAAACACCUUUUCCUAAAAGGAUACAUGGAUCGAAUGGAUGACACAUAUGCAGUGUACACUCAGAAUGAUGUGUACGACCAGAUCAUCUUUGCAGUGAACCAGUACUUGCAGCUUCGUAACAUUUCUGUUGGCAACCAUGCUUAUGAGAACAAGGGGACGAAGCAAUCGGCUAUGGCAAUCUGUCAACACUUUUACAAGCGAGGAACCAUCUGUCCCGGGAAUGACACCUUUGACAUCGACCCAGAAAUUGAAACAGAAUGUUUCCUUAUAGAGCCUGAUGAACCUUUUGAUAUCAGAACACCUGGAGAAAAUAAACUCAACCUGACCCUGGACUUCCAUAGACUCCUGACAGUGGAGCUUCAGUUUAAGCUGAAAGCCAUUAACCUGCAGACCGUUCGCCACCAGGAGCUUCCUGACUGUUAUGACUUUACUCUGACUAUAACAUUUGACAACAAGGCUCACAGUGGAAGAAUCAAAAUCAGUCUAGAUAAUGACAUUUCUAUCAGAGAAUGCAAAGACUGGCAUGUAUCCGGGUCAAUUCAGAAGAAUACCCACUAUAUGAUGGUCUUCGAUGCCUUUGUCAUUCUGACCUGCUUGUCCUCGCUGGUGCUCUGCGCCAGGUCUGUGGUUAGGGGUCUUCAGCUUCAGCAGGAAUUUGUCAGCUUUUUCCUUCUCCACUAUAAGAAGGACGUUCCUGCCUCCGACCAAAUGGAGUUCAUCAAUGGAUGGUACAUCGUGAUUAUCAUCAGUGACAUACUGACCAUCGUCGGGUCAGUUCUGAAAAUGGAAAUCCAAGCCAAGAGUCUCACAAGCUAUGAUGUCUGCAGCAUAUUUCUUGGGACUUCGACCAUGCUUGUGUGGCUUGGCGUCAUCCGAUACCUGGGUUUCUUUGCGAAGUACAAUCUCCUUAUUCUGACGCUCCAGGCAGCGCUGCCCAACGUCAUCAGGUUCUGUUGCUGCGCCGCUAUGAUCUAUUUAGGUUAUUGCUUUUGUGGAUGGAUUGUGCUGGGCCCUUACCAUGACAAGUUCCGGUCUCUGAACAGGGUCUCCGAGUGCCUCUUCUCUCUGAUAAAUGGAGAUGAUAUGUUUUCCACAUUUGCAAAAAUGCAGCAGAAGAGUUACCUGGUUUGGCUGUUCAGCCGAAUCUACCUCUACUCCUUCAUCAGCCUCUUUAUAUACAUGAUCCUGAGCCUUUUCAUUGCGCUGAUCACAGACACGUACGAAACGAUUAAGCACUACCAGCAAGACGGCUUCCCAGAGACAGAGCUCCGAAAGUUUAUAGCAGACUGUAAAGACCUCCCCAGUUCUGGAAAAUACAGAUUAGAAGAUAACCCUCCAACAUCUUUAUUCUGCUGCUGCAAUAAGUGA